Molecule: messenger RNA, 2599 nt
Organism: Carica papaya (papaya)
Lineage: Eukaryota; Viridiplantae; Streptophyta; Magnoliopsida; Brassicales; Caricaceae
Biological process (GO): regulation of DNA-templated transcription
Molecular function (GO): zinc ion binding; sequence-specific DNA binding
Source: RefSeq, a predicted model, not a curated record
UAUUAUUUUAAUUACGAAGCAUUACGUUUUUAAUUUUAUCAAAAUUAAUAAAAUUUAAAAUACAUGUAGAUUUUUUUUAUUUUUAUUACUAUUAUAAUAUCAGAGGGGGAUGUUUAUUAUUAGAAAUCCAUAAUUGUGAAACGUCAAAUAUUUUGGUUAGUCUUUAACUUUCAACACUGCCUUGUAAUCUCGCCCUCUCUCGCAACAUAACCCUGAAAGAGUCACUCAAGCUAAUAAAAUAGCCAGCAAGUAGAGAAGAAGAUUACCACGAGCCUUUGCGCUGAUAGGUAAGAACUGUCGAGCAGAGAUACUCUGGGUUUAAAUAUAAACAAAAGGUGGGGUAGGAAAAAACGAAGAGAUUUUAUUGGUACCUGAGAAAAAUACAAAGAAACCAUUUUUGGACACGAUUUCAUGUUUUCGAGGCCCGCUGCAGCUUUUCUUCUCCCACCACAUACAGACAGACAGACAGAGGGAGGGAGGGAGAGGGUGGAGAGAGUUCAGCGCUCAGCUUUUGAUGGAGGUCAUUUUAAAUGAAAGCUUUGGAAAGUGAGAAGGCCAAUAUUAAAAACAGCUAAAAUCCCACUUCACGAAUCAACACAAUUAAUACGACGGUUAUUUCGUUGGAGAAAGAGCUCUGUAUCAGACCAUCCACCCUUCGGUGUUUAGAGGCGCGGACGUAGCCGUCAUUAGAAGCAGAAGACACCGCCGUAAUUGAGAGCACGGGUAGAAGCAGACGAGAGGAAGAUAAGAGACAGAACGUACGUCGAGUCGAGUAGGUUUGUAGGGAGGAGAACCCGGAGUUGUGCCUAACUUUGUAGUUAAAAUGGGUCUUACAGUCAUUUUGAUUAUAAAUGUUUGGAUACAUUCUCAAGAUAUACGGAAACUUUGAGAUUGUUAGAAUAAAAAUUACAUUACUGUGCGUAUACAUACAUAUAUAUAUAUAUAUAUAUUGUAGAGAGUUUGAGAAUCAUGUUCUUAUUUUUUGACAUUUGUAAAAUUAUCUUUAACAACUUAAUAAACAUUCUAUGUUACCUACGUUAUACCCACAUGAUUUAACUAAAAGAAAACAGUAAUUUAUUAUCAAAUUAUCUUAUGCGCCAAUCCAAACAGCCAAUAUCUUCAAAAUAAGUCGGACGAGGUUGCACUUUGGUUCCCAACUUUUGACUAGUUUCGUAGUAUCACAACUUCCCCUCAAAAUUUCAGCAGAAGAAAAAACAUAUUUUAAAUCCUUGAACAAUUUGCUCGCCGCUGCAUCGCCAGCUCCUUUUUUGCUCACUUCUUCCUCGAUCUCUCCUCGCUCGCCGAACGCCUCGUUCUCCGUUAACUCACGGCGGCGUCACUCUCCCAUCCCUGUCAGCCUUCAUCACCGCCUCUGCUCUUUACGCCACCGCCACUGCGAAAUCACAUUUGAGAGGUUAAAAAAAAAAAAUUACACUCGGAGAAAUCUGGGAUGACGAUGAUGAUAUGGGGAAUCCUGUGGGGCCUACCUGAAAUGUAAAGGUUGCGAGUGCGGCGUAUUCGACACACGCCGCGAGUAGGAAAGAGCACCACUCUCGCUCAUGCUGCCACGUGUAUCGCGCCGUUGUCCAGAAUUUGGCGGGUGUGUCUCGCCCAAAUAUUUUUUCACAUUAUUUUAUUAACUAUUUGAGCGGCCGUUGUGUUCCCGGGGGCAUUUAAGUCAUUUCGUAAGAAACCCUCGGGGCUAGGGUUUUGUGUUUAUCCCCUGUAGACGGAGACACGCGACCCCAUUUUUUUUAUCUUCCCUCUCUGGCUCUUCCAUUCUCCGCUCAUCCCCUGUUUCCUCUGCUUCUAUGCGUUUGAUUUUCGUUUCUUCCAUAUGCAUCCGUUCUCGCGCUUUUGCUGCCGCCAUUGAAAACGUGAAGUCUGUUGGUUUUUCUAUAUCCUUGUGUUCUUUGUUUCUGUACCGGAGAAGGUUUUGACGCAUGGGUAUGAUGGAUCUGAAGGAAAAGAGUUGUUUGAGUGAAGAUGGGAUUGAGAACAGGAAGUGCUGUAGUGAUUGUAAGACGACGAGGACGCCUCUGUGGAGAGGUGGGCCAGCUGGACCCAAGUCUCUUUGCAAUGCCUGUGGGAUCAGAUACAGGAAGAAGAGGAGAGCCAUGAUGUGCUCGGGGAACGUGCCUGACAAGAAGAAGAACAGAUCUAACAACUCUGCCGCCAGCACCGCCGCCACCACCAACCCCUACUCCACCAUGAUAAACAAAAGAACUCCCACAGGCUCCGCCAACACACUCACCUCCCCGCAGCCGGGACUAACUAGGGUUUUGAAAGUGAAGCUGAAGGCUCUCGGCGACAAUUUCAUGUUGCAGACAUCAAACGACUCACGCUCCCCGUCGCCGUCGCCGUCCGCGCCGGUCCCGCCGGUGGUGGUGAAGAAACAGAGAUGCCAGAGAAGAAGAAAGCUGAAGGAGGAAGAACAAGCCGCUUUUCUACUGAUGGCGUUAUCAUGUGGCUCUGUUUUUGCGUAGAAGACGACACACGGUGGACGAGCCAGAAACGGAGGACCCACCCAGAUGCUGUAACGCACACACUACUUACUGUAGCCACAUACAGAAAAUCAGAGAGAGAAAAAAAAAAAAAA